AUGAAGGAGUCAUUCGCUGCCCUUCUGCGCACGGCGGCCGGCAAGCUCACCCUUUCGCUGCUCGUGGCUUCGCAAGCCACGGCCUAUAAUUUCAAACCCGUCCCAAAUCCCAACCUCAACCUCGACGAUUUAGGCCGGAUAGCCUUCGCUGGAGAUUUCGAUUCGAUAUCGCUUUACCAGUAUGAAGGCCAAAAUCAAAAUACUCCCGCUACUGGAGGAGCCCUCCUCGCACGCUACCCCAAUGGCGUCUUUGCGACGAUCAACACCACAGAUGCCGACAUCAAGGCCAUGUGCGCGCUCCAGGUCAAUGGCGCGGAACGAGUCGUGUUCGCAGGCAACUUUACUAGUGUUGGCGAUCUUCGUACACCUGGAGGCAUCGCGCUGCUCGACCCCAACAACGGCAACGUCACUCCACUCGAAGGACUUACUGGAUCGGUCAACGCGCUCUACUGUGAUAGAGAUGGCGGUCAGGUCUACGUGGGAGGAAGUCUAGAAGGUGCGAACUCGUCCAACGCUCUAGUAUGGAAGAACGGCUGGGAAGACCUAUCGUUUAAUGGCUUCAAUGGCCCCAUCCACUCCAUCAUCCGGUCCAACGACAACAUAAUUUUUGGAGGAGAGUUCAACGGUCUCGGAGGAGGCAAUGCGUCGAUUGUGUCGAGCGAAAACAACACGCAGGUCAUCCCCAUCGCUACCGCAGACAUAACCGCCCAGACAAGCUCCGGCCAGAACGGCCUCUCAGACCCCAAGAACAUCGCAUGCAAAGCCGACUUUUCCACGCAAGGCGCCGGCUCGACAUGGCUGCUCGCCGAUCGAUCGCCCGGAUUCUGGAAGGCCGACUUUGGCUUCGGUUUCGAGCCAACAAGCAUGAAGCUCUACAACACGGACUUCGAGGGCCGUGGUAGCAAGACUUUCCGCUUCACUGCACUUCCAGACGGCGGUAUCUUGAACCUGACCUUCACCGAUCCCCAGAGCGGACAACAGAAAUUUUGCGACGCUACAUGCCCCCUGCCCGAGGGCAAUACCACUGCGCAGGACUUCUCCUUCGUCAACGUCGUUGGUAUGAACGCUUUCAGGAUCGACGUCUCGGAAUGGUACGGUCAGGGUGGUGGUCUUAACGGUAUCCAGCUGUUCCAGGACGCCAUGUACUCAUAUGCAGUCAACGACUUCAACGAGCCCAAGAACUGUGGUUCAACCACGUCAGGGUCAGAAGCAACCUCUACCGGCUCUUGGCAGGUCUCUCCGUCGCACGACAGCUCCUCCAGGUAUCUCACCACAUCUCUGCAGGGUACACCCAUCGACACCGAGUCGACCAGCGUCACCUUCCUGCCCGACAUCAAACAGUCUGGCAACUACUCUGUCACCAUCUACACGCCUGGAUGCCAGGGCGAUGGUACUUGCGGCACCCGCGGUCGGGUCAACGUCACAGCACAAUUGGGCGGUGAGCCCAACAGCGUUGAGCUUUGGCAGACCAACAACUUUGACAAGUACGACGAGGUUUACAACGGCUUCAUCGAUGUCACCGAUGGCUCCCGUCCACAAGUAGUCCUUCGACCUGCAAGCGGACAAGGCCCUGGCCCCUUGACUGUCGUUGCACAGAGGGUACGCUUCACGCUUCUGAAGGCUACGUCAGGUAACUUGAACGGUCUCUUCGAGUACAAGCCUGGUCAGACCGUAGACGCGGACGACUUUACCAAGUCGGUCAUCACUGCCGCCGGAGCCAGCCUCAUUCCUAGGGAGAAGGCUUUCGUUACCACUGUCACAACAGGUGACAACACACUGUAUGUCGGCGGAUCCUUCAACAGCAGCGACGACCGCAACAACAUCUUCGAAGUUCGACAGGGAGCGGAAGAACCCAGCGCACUUCCCGGCAAAGGACUCAACAACCAGGUCAUGACUAUGUUCCACAACGCUAGUACGCUGUACGUCGGUGGUAACUUCACCAACACGGCGGAGAACAACGUAGCAGGCCUUGGCGGAGUGGCUACCUUGAACAACAACCAGUGGCAACCCCUUGGUGCCGGUGUAGAUGGUGUCGUCCUGUACUUGGUACCGUUCUCGCUCAACAUCACCGCCAAUACUCCCGAAGACGUGCUCGCUGUCAGCGGAUUCUUCAGCCGGGUCAACGCCUUUGGUAACAACCCCAGCACGAGCGUUAAUGACUUCGCAGUCUGGGUGCCAUCUCGUGGCAACUGGCUGCACAAUCUGGACUUCUACUCUCUAGCCAUGUCCGGCAGACUGAUGACUUUCGCUGAUGUGCCCGGAGGUGAACGCUGGUAUGGUGGAUCUGUAUCAUCUGGUGCUCUUCUCGCGAGCGGUACUGCUGAGCUCGAAAGUGGAGAUGAAUUGUCACUCAGUGCUUUCCCCAUCAAGAUCCAAGCGCAACAGCAGCAGCAGACCCCUUCUCGUAAGCGAGCCAUCGUUCAAGGACAAAACCUCAACACCACUGGAGUCCGUACUGGUACAUUCUACAAGGAAAACGGCAUGAACAAGACGAUCCUCGCUGGACAUUUCGCAACCAAGGGCGCAGAGGACCGCAACAUCACCAACCUCCUCAUCAUUGACGGUAACGACUCUGACAAAGUAACCGGCUUUGACGACGAGCUGGACGCCAAUUCCACCUUUGCGGCCGUCGCUGUCUUGGACAAUAUCUUGUAUGCCGGUGGCAUGAUCAGCGGACAGCUCGACAACAAUCGUGUUGCUGGUGUUGUCGCCUACGACCUUGCCAGCAACGCGUUCACCAAGGCUCAGCCGCCACCGCUUCAGGGUGUGAACGUUACAGUCAACGCCAUCGCUCCACGACCGAAGUCCAAGGACAUCUUCGUCGCAGGUCAGUUCCAGUCCGCUGGCGCCUUGAGCUGUGCUGCAGUGUGCAUCUGGAAUACCGAGCGUAGUCAAUGGACUGCGCCAGGCACUGGCCUUUCCGGUGAUGUUUCGUCGCUCACAUGGGUUGGCGACAACAGUCUACUCAUUGCCGGCAACCUCACCUCUGGCACCAACCAGACCAAGAUCCUGACCUACGACUCAUCAAGCAGACAAUUCGCAGUCGUUCCCGGUGCCAACGACCUUCCUGGUCCGGUCACUGCUCUGACCAUUGCUAACCGUAACGGAGACCAAUUCUGGGCCGCUGGUACAGCAAGCGAUGGCACUGCGUUCCUGCAGCGAUUUGACGGUACCAAGUGGGUGCCUGCUGAUGGGGCCAUGUUCGGUAGCUCGACCGAAAUUCGUGGAAUUCAGGUCCUUUCUCUGUCCGAAGAUCAUGGCGAAUCCGAUAUCAUCGACCGCAACCAAGAUCUCCUUCUCAUGGGCCAGCUCAACAUCACUUCGUUUGCGGGUAAAACAGCAUCUGCCGCGCUCUUCAACGGCACUACACUCACUCCUUUCCUCCUUGCUACCAAGGGCCAAGACGGUUCAACACAAACUGGAAGCCUGUCCUCUGUGUUUGUAGAGAACCCCAACUCAUUCUUCAGACAGUCAAACAAGCAUCUCGCGCUAUGGGCCAUUGUUCUCAUCGGCCUCGCCAUCGCUCUCGUCCUCACCUUCCUCCUCGUCGUUAUCGGUAUCGUUAUCGAAUGGUUCCGCAAAAAGCAACAGGGCUAUUCCCCUGCCCCGACGUCUUACCCUGAUCGGUUAGGCAACGUAGGACGUCUGCCGCCGGAGCAGCUGUUCGGAACCCUCUCGGGACCUCGAGCCCCAGCAAUCUAG
Messenger RNA from Alternaria ethzedia, 3702 nucleotides. RefSeq lists its product as uncharacterized. Gene Ontology annotation, biological process: positive regulation of establishment of bipolar cell polarity regulating cell shape. The record is from RefSeq and is a predicted model, not a curated record. Lineage: Eukaryota; Fungi; Ascomycota; Dothideomycetes; Pleosporales; Pleosporaceae. The transcript has 2 exons. The coding region runs from base 1 to 3702 and encodes 1233 amino acids. Gene Ontology annotation, molecular function: protein binding. Gene Ontology annotation, cellular component: plasma membrane of growing cell tip.